AUGGCCGAGACCCAGACCCCCCAGGAGGUUGAGAUCGACUACACCCUCAACAACCCUGACACCUUGACCAAGUACAAGACCGCCGCCGAGAUCUCUCACAAGGUUCUUGAGGCUGUGAGCGCUCUGUGUCUGGAGGGAGAGAAGAUUGUCGAGAUCUGCCAGAAGGGCGACAAGCUGCUGGACGAGGAAAUCGCCAAGGUCUACAGCAAGCCUCACAAGGGCAAGAAGGUCGCUAAGGGUAUCUCCCACCCGACCACCGUCUCCCCGAGCUCCUAUGUGACUCCCUACACCCCGCUGCUGUCGGAUGCCGCCGAGGCCGAGACCACUCUCAAGGCCGGCGAGAUCGUGAAGAUCCAGCUCGGUGCUCAGAUCGAUGGCUUCGGAACCAUCGUUUGUGACAUGGUCACCGUGGGCAAGAAGGAGGUUACUGGCCGCGAGGCAGAUCUCAUCGUCGCAACCCACUACGCCAACGAGCUGCUGCUGCGGCUCAUGGUCCCUCCUGGCCUGCUGGCCUCGGGCACCGACGAGGAGAAGAAGAAGGCCGCUGCACAGAAGGCCCCGACCCAGGCCCACAUCUCUGCGCUGAUCGAGAAGGUCGCCAAGACCUACGACUGCAACGUCAUCGAGAACACCACCAGCUGGCUGUUCGACCGCAACGAGAUUGAGGGCAACAAGAAGAUCAUCCUGACCCCCGGUAGCGGCGUGCGCGGUGAGGGUGUCCCCGAGGUUGGUGAGGUGUGGGGUGUUGAGAUUGGUCUCAGCUUGGGAUCUGGCAAGGUCAAGACCCUGGAUCACCGCGCGACCCUGCACCGCCGUACCACCACCACCUACAUCCUCAAGCGGCCCAGCUCGCGACAGACUCUGUCUGAGAUUGUCAAGAAGUUCGGUACCUUCCCCUUCAGCUUGCGCCAGCUUGACGACGAGAAGGCCGCCAAGGUCGGUGUGGUUGAGUGCGUCCGUGGCGGCGUCCUGCGCCAGUACGAGCCCGCUGGCGAUGCUGACAAUGCCGCUGUUUCCCGUCUCUUGACGACCAUCGCGAUCACCAAGAACGGCAUCACCAAGCUUGCCGCGCCCAAGGCUAUCGAUCUGACACAGUUCAAGACGGACAAGAAGAUCGAGGACGAGGAGAUCCUCAAGAUCCUGGAGCAGCCUCUGGCCCGCUCGACUGGCAACAAGAAGAACAAGAACAAGAAGAAGAAGGCUGCCGCCAACUAA
This is a messenger RNA of Penicillium lagena, 1215 nucleotides long. Its product is annotated as curved DNA-binding protein (42 kDa protein). Bases 1 to 1215 code for a protein of 404 amino acids. The transcript has 5 exons. The record is from RefSeq and is a predicted model, not a curated record. Lineage: Eukaryota; Fungi; Ascomycota; Eurotiomycetes; Eurotiales; Aspergillaceae.